AUGUCUCCCUUCGAUAAUGCUGUCAUCGCCCCACCUCACAUCCUCAAACUCCUAGAUGAUCUCCAUGCCAUCUCAUCACAGCAGGAAUCCCAAAUUACCGCAGAGAGGCUACGUGACAAACAAGGCUUCGACGAGUUUAUGAGAGAUAAAUUUAUAGCACUGGAUCAGGACAAAUGUUGGUUCGUGUAUCAAACUUGUUUAUCAAUAGGGGCGAAGAACGUUAUUGAGGCUGGAACUUCAUAUGGCGUUUCUACAAUCUACCUAUCCCUCGCUCUGUCCCAAUCAUCCAAGAUCUACGGACAUAACCCAGGUAAAGUUGUAGCUACGGAGAAUGAACCUUCCAAGAUCACCCAGGCUAGGAAGUACUGGCAAGAAUGCGGAGACGAGGUCGAACGAUUGAUAGAUCUCAGAAAGGGGAAUCUGUUGGAUACCCUAGCGAAAAAUCUACCUGAUCAGGUGGAUUUGUUAUUACUUGACAUUUGGUCGCCUUUAGCCUUACCGACUCUCAAGCUUGUUCAACCCAGUUUACGCAAAGGUGCAGUGGUGAUCAUUGAUAAUAUUGUAGGAUCAGCAGAUAGAUAUAAAGAUCUCAUUGAAUAUCUGAAUGAUGGGGACAACGGUUUUAACAAUCUCAAUGUUCCGUAUAGUAAAGGACUAGCAAUGAGCGUAUAUCAGGGGCGACAGGCAUAA
Molecule: messenger RNA, 690 nt
Organism: Kwoniella botswanensis
Lineage: Eukaryota; Fungi; Basidiomycota; Tremellomycetes; Tremellales; Cryptococcaceae
Exons: 3
Coding region: 1-690 (229 amino acids)
Molecular function (GO): O-methyltransferase activity
Source: RefSeq, a predicted model, not a curated record